GAAGGGGGAGGGAGUGGCCGAGUAAGAGGACCCGCGACUCACUCGGCUUGAGACUGUGCAGACAGCGAGCACGUGCACGAUAGCGGUGCGCAGAGCGGAUAGCGGAGGCAGUCCUACAUGUCGACAGCUUCCGUCGUCUAUUAUGUCAUCCUGGCGGCACUCGAGACCGGUAUUCUGGGCAUCCGUAUCCUGUCGUUGGAUGUUCCACAGAAGGUGAGCGUCGGACGUGAGGCGCAGCUCAAGUGCGCCUACGACUUGGAGGGAGACCUGCUCUACUCGGUCAAGUGGUACAAGGACGACAUCGAGUUCUUCCGUUACGUGCCGUCUGACCGGCCGCCGGGGCAGUACUUCCAAGUGAACGGCAUUCGAGUGGACAUGUUGCGGUCUCACAACGGGAGUGUGGUUAUUCGCGGAAUGGACGCCACCUCAGAGGGUAGCUACAAAUGCGAAGUCUCAGCUGAUGCUCCUUCCUUCCGGACAAUAUUCGCCGAGAAGAUGAUCCGAGUCUCCGGAGCGCGGGCAACCUUCAGCGGUGACAGCUGCCAACGACUGCUGUUGGUCGUGUGCCUGGCAAUUCUCGUGCUCCAACGCAGCGCGCCCUGGAUUACAAUCACCAAGUGACAGACGUAACUACAGGGAUUGUGCUCCAUGAACUCACUGUGAACAACGGAUCGCACGCAACAUCGCGGGCCUUGGAACGCGGAAACACGAGCAUGGAACGUGCUUCAAUAGGCGACACUCAUCGGACAUAACGCAAACGAAGUGCGCAGUGUGUGGUGCGGCGCGAAUCUAAGGGCUACAUACCCCAUUCCGGGGCUCCACAGCUUUCGGGGUUCAACCUGCGUUGUGGUAUCGUACAUGCAUUGACAUUGGAGCGUACAUUUCAGACGGACAUUCGCUGUAUAUAUCUUUAUGAUAACGAAAAGAGAUUAUGUCGGUUCUAAGAAAUAUAGUCUACGAAACGUUCUUCUUGAGAUAAACAUUAUUGCCAGAAUUGGGUGCCUGUUCGCCAGUGUCUGUACAAGAAAAAUCAUCCAUCGAGAAAGCCGUGACCAUUAAUAUGGAACAUCAAACAAUGCCACCUUCCCGUUCACUAUUAAACUACGCAUUCCAAACUGCUAAAUAUUGUAAUAAGUAUUAUCGAGUAACCGGUUUCACUGCAGACAUCGCUGGGGUAACCCAAAUAACGAUAAAUAUAUAUUUUUUUAAAAUUCUUCUUUUGAUGUAAUUACUUUAUCACUGUCUCCGUUCCACUCUUCGGUCUCUAUCACGUGUGGCACCACGUUCAUUGUAUAUUUCGUUUACAUCUCGAAAUGUAAUCCUUAUUUCUGUGAUGUCCUCAGCAAAAUUACGUAAAACCCACAUCCGGUAUUACAUGGUAGAUCUGUAGGUUCGAACGGGGCUUACUGUUAUUGCCGACAGUCCACCCGUGUGUUGUGGUGGCUGGCCCCAUUGGCGUUCCGCUGUCGGCGUGGGAAAUUCCUCACUCUCCAUUACUUGUGCUUGUUUGGCUAAUUACUUGCAUGCAUGUACAGAUCCUCGUCGCACUUGCACAAAAUAUACUAUGGCCACGAAAGAAAUAAAUUUGAGUUCAGGCAAAAGACCUGUGACUUGAGCAGUGUUAUCUUUUAAAAAAAUCUCCAAACAAGGUUAUCAACAGAACACGGCCGCGAUCUACUGGAACUCAACGUCCGUUAUUGUUUUCUUCACGGUCAGAGUAGCUAGUCGACGACCGUCGAAAGGCGAGAAAUGUGUUAUUGGCUAUGUUGCUUGGUGUACUGAACAGAUAAAUAGGCAUGCAUUUCAUGGAACAACCAACGACCAAACAUAUUCAGACUUAUUAUUUUGCUGCGCGCCACCAGACCAGCCUUGAAAGCUUACUGCAUUCCACAUAUUUCAAGAGUUUAUUUAAAUCUAUAUAACACUGAGUGUGAAUGCUCUCUCUUUCUUUCUCUCUCUUUUCUGUAAGCAGAACUCGGACACAGGUUGUAUGUCCGCGUCGCCGAUGUACAGCCUAACUAUAUAUACAAUGAAGACGUUGAACUGCUUUGGUUAGAGAACGCACCUUUUUCGUGGUCAACGUAUACGAAUGCCACUGCUUGAGCAAACGUUGAGCGGUCGGCUGUGCGGGUACCGAUGCCGCAGCCACUGACUUUGCCCCGCACAAAACGUGUGGUUACUACACGAAACAUUUCGCGGCGCAGCCUGCUUCCUUGGGAAAAGUAAUCACAGUAGAAUAAUCAGUUGAUGCAUCGGAAGUCAUUCCGCGGUUCUCGACAGAUACCACUGGGAUUCGUGUUUUUCUCGCCUGCCUUGCACGACCUAUUGCAGUAAUUGUAAAUUGUAUUGCUUCAAAUCACUCCAAGUACAUUUUAAAUAGAAGUCCCAACGUCUCGCGCCUGUACUGUAGCGCUCCCUUUCGGCAUUAUUCUGAGCGACUUAUGCGCGCUUUUCAAUUCCACUUCCAAUGCGACCUUUAAUAGUUUGAAACUUCCAAUGCGACAUCAUAGCGACACGGAAUCGGCGAGAGCCUUAGACUUUCUUUUUUAGCUUCUCCAUCGCUUGCUUAUUGGCGAUGCCUGUCGAACGAGGGUGGAAUGAAUCGCGCACCCAAGAUAAGGGGCCUUAAAAAGCGAAAUUCAUUUUGAAUACGAGCCGACGACGGGAUUGAAGCCGUCAAUUCGUAAUCCGGACUCGUAAAACGAAGAAAGACGUGUCUCUCUGCGAUCCUAAUCCCCCGUCACAGUCCAUUUGCCAGGGUGCUUUUUGUAAAUCUGGACAGAGGCUUAACAGAUUAUGACAUAUGCACAUACGACGA
Ornithodoros turicata is the source of this 2818-nucleotide messenger RNA. RefSeq lists its product as uncharacterized. Bases 118 to 621 code for a protein of 167 amino acids. The transcript has 4 exons. Lineage: Eukaryota; Metazoa; Arthropoda; Arachnida; Ixodida; Argasidae. The record is from RefSeq and is a predicted model, not a curated record.